Molecule: messenger RNA, 2813 nt
Organism: Drosophila bipectinata
Lineage: Eukaryota; Metazoa; Arthropoda; Insecta; Diptera; Drosophilidae
Gene: TAF1B
Product: TATA box-binding protein-associated factor RNA polymerase I subunit B
Biological process (GO): RNA polymerase I preinitiation complex assembly; nucleolar large rRNA transcription by RNA polymerase I
Cellular component (GO): RNA polymerase I core factor complex; RNA polymerase transcription factor SL1 complex
Molecular function (GO): RNA polymerase I core promoter sequence-specific DNA binding
Source: RefSeq, a predicted model, not a curated record
CAACGCCAAGAUGGACGAGGAUAUAGAGAUUAUGCAGUUGGACAACGUGGAGUGUGAGGUGUGUGGCGAGAAAACCUUCCAGCAGCGUGAGGGCUACUACUACUGCAUCGAAUGCGGCACCCAAAAACAACACAUUCGAGCGGUGGAUCUGACGGCGGAGGAAAACUUCAAUGAGACUGUGGCCCGAAAAACAAUCCGCCAGCCCAAGGACGAAUCUAAGGCGAAGGACGUCGACAUCACCUCGUGGGAGUUCUACAACUAUGUGCUGCGCGGGUUCUUGCAGGAGCUGCUUAAUAUGGGAGCCAAGCCCGAACUGAAGCUAAUGACCCUGCAGGUGUGGGCAGCGUACAUGGGCCGGAUGGAGGUGGCCUUCUGCAAUAAGAACGCACUGGGAUUGCCCAAAUUGAAUGUCCGGGUGCUGCACAGGGAUGCUCUUAUAAUUUACAACCGAAAACGGGCAAAACGUAUAAGUGCCAGAAGAAACAGUGCCCACGGUCCUAUCGAUGAUCUUUCAAAGAAACGGUUGUGGAACAAAACAAAGCGAAAACUCGAUGCCUCGGGUUAUACAAAGACCACGAAGCAAGAGGAGUCCCUCGGAAAGCAGAGCAUUGGGUUGCAGUGGUCGGUGAGUGCCCGUAAGUCCUUGAAGAAACAGAUGCCGUUGAAGCAUCUCGAUAAGCACAGCCAAGAUGGCAGCAGUAGCAUGAUGUGCCAUGGACUGAGGCCCAAGGUGAAAACUUUGCGGUUCUUCGACAGGAAUAUAUAUAGCCUUAAUCUCACAAAGCUGUACAUCGUGUUGGCCAUUGCUUUGAACAUGGUGGAGGACGACAUCCAGCUGUCGGAUCUAAUACGAUUCAUCAAGGAGGAGCACCUCUCCAGUCGUGGUAUUCUCACUUACCUGCCGGACAAUUUGGCCAGCAAAGGCAAUGCGUGGAUCAAGGAAAUGGAGUUUGGCAACAACAAGGACAAAUGCACUUACAAGUUUCUUCGCAACCAAAUUUGUUAUGUAUCGCGCUUCGUGGACCUGAGUCCAUUUCAAACCCCAAAUCUCGUGGGCUUGGCUGAGCGCUACAUCUUAGAGCUGGGACUGCCUCCUCGUCUUGCUAACUAUGUUGGGAGUCUUAUUAAGCUGUAUCCGCCCUCAUUCAAGACUCCAAUGUCGUCAUACACCUAUCCCCGUUUCGAGGCCAGAGUAAUGGCCUACAUUCUGUACGUCAUGAAGCUUUUGUUCGGCCUGGACGACGACAAGGAAAUAAAGAUAUCCGAGUCAGCGGCUGAUGUCAAUGGAAUAAUUAGAAAAAAGGAAAUUGGAGCUCCACUGCUCUUUGUUUUCACCGAAUGGAUGGAGUUUGUGGAGCUUCGGAAAGUUUUCAUUUCCCGCUACAACCAGAGUUUCGCGCGACGCUUCAAGGAGACUAAAACAUUGUCCGGCCAAGUCGAUGAGAUCCUUUCCAAGGAGCGCAAGCAAAAGGAGCAGGACUACAGCUUCGAAGGACUUCCGAAGAACCCAGCAUUGCAGCGUCAGUACGAGAACAUGACCCUAAUGGUUGAGAAACUGUUGAAGGAAUGUUUUGGCGAAACCAGUGCUGAAAGCAUCAAAAAGGAACACAUUGAGUUCCAGCCCACCCUGACCCCAGCACACUCGUACUUCCAACGCAUCCUGCUGGAAGACUCCAGAACUGAGGGUGCCACAUCGGGAAUUCAAAUCCCCGACUGCAUGCGCGUCAAUCACUCCGAACGGAACCUGGAUCCUUUCAUUUUGGAAACGGACGAUCUGUCCCGUAUCGUGUCUGAAGAAGGAUAUAAACUAAAAGUGGAAGAACUGCCUUGUCAAGAGGAAUUCCACAAUGUAGGUAUCUUCUAUCCCUUGCAUUUAUAUCAACCGAAAAAGCAGGAGUUCCGCGCCAAUUUUGACAUCAAGAUGGGUACAUAUCUCGAUGAGAUUAACAAGAAGGAGAAGCGGCCGGACUUUAAGUUCCGCUUGGCAAUCGGCACGUAUGGCCCAGCCUAUCUGGCCCGAAAGCAGCUCUCACAUUCGGAGAGGUUGAAUAGGGGGAGAGAGAACAACCCUUACGUCUUAAUGGAUGAAGCUCCAAGGUAUCUACUCAAGAUAAACAACGACAAGGUCCUCCUGGACAGUCUCAGCUCUCUACAGACUUUUAGAGAGGAAAGUAUGGAUCCCCUAAACGUACCCCUCGACCAGCCCAGACGUCAUCUGGAUGCGGAAUCUGUUUCUGGUUCCGAGCACAAAACGGUGCCCAGUGAGACUGAAGAUGAUGAUCAGAGUCCGGAGGAAGUACUAUUGAAUGUCUCCAACUUUGAUAUUUGGCUGCUUCAUGGAUUCAUGAAUCAAAUCAGGGAGUCCGACAAACGCCAGGUGCGCCAGCUUUUCCCCUACUCCUUUCGGUGGCUGCUGGAGUAUUGUGCCUCUACCAUCGAUGUCAACUGGGAGGUGCUCUACGAGCAGCUGGUUAUCCUGGAGGUGAUGCUCCACCACAGCAUCAAGGAUUGGAGCGAAUACAAGCGGGUGCUGAGAAUCGAUUAUGAAAGUUCGAACAAGGACAUGGCCACGCUGUCUAGAAUUUAUAAAGAGUUUUGGUAAAUUUUUAAAAGGCUGGUUAUUUUUUUACUUUAUAAUGAAAAAUAAUAAAUUACUUAUAAUAAUUGUAAACUUAAAUAUUAGCAUAAUAAUUGUGUAUUCUGUGAGCUAUGACUAUUAUAUUAUAUAUAUUGUCUUAAUUAUAAAUUGUAAUUAUUUCAAGCGUUAUUUUAAGGGCCUAUUAGAAGUUAUUUUAUGUUAUAUAGACACCUAU